Molecule: messenger RNA, 2062 nt
Organism: Cadophora gregata
Lineage: Eukaryota; Fungi; Ascomycota; Leotiomycetes; Helotiales; Ploettnerulaceae
Exons: 6
Coding region: 115-1794 (559 amino acids)
Biological process (GO): carbohydrate transport; transmembrane transport
Cellular component (GO): membrane
Molecular function (GO): carbohydrate:proton symporter activity
Source: RefSeq, a predicted model, not a curated record
GUUGGAUUCCUUCAUCGCGUCUGUUCUUCGUGUCCUGUCGAUCAUCUGAGCAAACAUCUGGUAUCCAGAUAGACAACAGAACCUCCAAUACAAACCUCAGAUACACAUUUCAAGAUGGCUGGAGGGGCAGUAGUCGGGACGACCGAUACGUCACGUAUCGAGGCUCCUGUUACUAUCAAGGCCUACCUUAUGUGCGCUUUUGCCGCCUUUGGAGGAAUCUUCUUUGGUUACGACACUGGAUGGAUGGGAGGCAUCAUGGGAAUGCCAUACUAUAUUCGACAGUAUACUGGCCUUCCAUACCCUGACCCAGAUGACGCCGCAGCCGUUGCUGCGUUCGUCCUUCCUGGAUGGCAACAAUCUCUUUUGACCGGUAUCUUGUCUUGUGGAACCUUUUUUGGAGCCAUUGUUUCUGGUGACAUUGCCGACAGAAUUGGCAGAAGGUGGACGAUUAUUAGCGGAUGUCUUAUCUUCAGUGUUGGUUGCAUCUGCCAAACUGCCUCCACUGGAUUGGCCUUGAUGGUAGUUGGCCGACUGAUCGCUGGUCUUGGAGUUGGUUUCAUCUCUGCUAUCAUCAUUCUCUACAUGUCCGAGAUUGCUCCUAAGAAAGUUCGUGGCGCCCUCGUUGCCGGUUACCAAUUCUGCAUCACUGUUGGCAUCCUUAUGGCCAACUGUGUCGUCUACGCUACACAAGACCGCGAUGACUCUGGAUCAUACCGUAUUCCAGUUGCAGUUCAAUUCCUCUGGGCUAUCAUCUUGGGAGCAGGACUUUUCUUCCUGCCAGAGUCCCCACGUUACUUCGUCAAGCAAGGAAAGAUCGAGGAAGCUACAAAGGCACUCGCCAAUGUUCGUGGACAACCAGCAGACUCUCAAUUUAUUCAAGACGAACUUGCGGAAAUCAUCGCCAACCACGAAUAUGAGUUGUCCGUUGUUCCUGAGACUUCGUACCUGGGAAGCUGGGCAAACUGCUUCAAGGGUGACAUUGGAAGAGCUAGCUCGAACAUCAGACGAACCCUUCUCGGUAUCGGACUUCAGAUGAUGCAACAGUUGACCGGAAUUAACUUCAUCUUUUACUAUGGUGUGGUUUUCUUCAAGAGUCUUGGCACGAUCAGCAACCCUUUCCUCAUCAGUCUGAUCACCACACUCGUCAACGUUCUGUCAACACCAGCUGCAUUCUGGCUCGUUGAGAGAGUCGGUCGCCGAAACCUUCUCAUCUUUGGAGGAACUGGAAUGGUUAUCGCCCAAUACAUUGUUGGUAUCGUUGGUGUUACAGUCGGUGAAGAUAAGGGUGAUGACACCAACACAGCCGCUGUUUCUGCUAUGAUUGCCUUCAUCUGCAUCAACAUCACAUUCUUCGCAACGACUUGGGGUCCUUGCGCAUGGAUCGUCAUCGGAGAGGUCUUCCCGCUUCCAAUCAGAUCUCGUGGUGUUGGUCUAUCCACCGCAUCUAACUGGUUCUGGAACUGCAUCAUCGCAAUCAUCACACCUUACCUAGUCGAUGCUCAAUACGCCAACCUCUCCUUCAAGAUCUUCUUCAUGUGGGGUUCGCUCUGCAUGGUUUCUGUUCUUUUCGCCUACUUCCUCGUCCCAGAGACUAAGGGUCUGUCUCUCGAGCAAGUCGAUAGAAUGCUCGAGGAGGUCACGCCACGCAAGUCCCGUUCAUGGGUACCUCACUCGACUUUUGCUGGUGAGAUGGGUAUGGCGAAGAACCAUGGCAAUAUUGAUGGCAAGCACGGUGAUUCGACCGAGGAGACUGAGCUUGAGCAAAACACUCCGGCCGUCAAGCACACAGUUUAAAAGGCUGAUGAUGUCGUUGUAUGUUGUUGUUAGGGUGAUUAGUGAGUGGUGCGGGAUGCUAUGCUUAUGGUAGCCAGGCAUUAACAUAUAUAAUUGGCGUAGAGCAGAGUGUAAAGAGUAGACAGUUGAAUAUACCCAAGGCGAUCCGGGUCCGUUUGCAGCUAAAUUAGUUGCUUCAAUAUCACUCUCUGAUGAAUAGUGACAUGAUGAAUAGUGAUAUGCAGAAUGCUGAGAGAUGAUGAAGUUCAGGUAGCCGGCAGGUUCCAAG